AUGAAAAUACUUUCCGACGAAGAAAAAAACGCACAUUGGAAUGCAGUUUUAUACGAAGGUGCUAAAGGUUGUGCCGUUGGUGCUGGUAUUGCGUUUGGUUUAGUCACCUACAUAAAAAAGAGACAUGCUGUAAACUAUGGUAGAAUGAGUGCUUCAGUUAAAAGUGCUUUAUGGGCAAUGCCAGUGAUUACUGUAGGUGCUUUCUAUGCGGACGAUGGGUCUGUUAAGUUCGAUGAGGAAUGGCACAGAUCAUCGUACUUGAAGCAAAAAGAAGAAGAAGAAAUGAAAAAAUGGAAUGAUUUAGCAUGGUCAGACCAGUUGUUCUACAAAGUUAACAAUAACAAGUACAGUCUUAUUGUCGGUGCAUGGGCUGCUUCGCUCUAUGGAUCGUGGAAGGUCGUUAACAGGGACAAGUUCAUGAGUGCUUCUCAGAAAGCUGUUCAAGCGAGAGUUUACGCUCAAGCUAUUACCGUAGUUUUGUUGCUUGGUACUAUCUUGAUGAGUUUGCACGAACAAGAAUUGAGGAAGAGAGAGCCUGAGGCUGUUCCAGAAUGGAAAAAAUACUUGCAAGAACAAAGUGAAAAGAAGAAAGAGCAAGAAGCCCAUGCUUCAACUAACUAA
Messenger RNA from Debaryomyces hansenii CBS767, 621 nucleotides. Its product is annotated as DEHA2G11924p. Lineage: Eukaryota; Fungi; Ascomycota; Pichiomycetes; Serinales; Debaryomycetaceae. The transcript has a single exon. Gene Ontology annotation, biological process: mitochondrial respiratory chain complex IV assembly. Bases 1 to 621 code for a protein of 206 amino acids. The record is from RefSeq and is a predicted model, not a curated record. Gene Ontology annotation, cellular component: mitochondrial inner membrane.